AUGUCGAGGCAGUUCGGCUAUCGACAUGGUAUCUCGGUGCUGCAAAUCGUAGCCUUUUCUUUCGCCCUCCCGUGCGCGGUCUGGAUGGCGUGCACCCGCCGGAACGGCUGGUUUGGCAUCGGCGGCUUGUCUAUAAUACGGCUCGUGGGCGCGAGCUGCUUCCUCGCGACGCUGAGCAACAACUCGAUGAGGGUGUGGGCGGGAGCAUACGUGUGCGAAAACCUGGGCGUAGCGCUGUUGACGUUUCUACUGCUGGGAAUGUUGGAGAGGGCAAACCGCCACGCCAAGUUUGUCCACCGAUGGGUAUUCCACGGCGUCUCGCUCGUCUCGUGGGCCGGCAUAGGGCUCUCGGUAGGCGAGUUCAUGACGACGUCCCGCCGGUCCGACAGCGACGACGCGACGCUCAACCGCUACGGGCUGGCGGGCACCACUCUGUUCCUGCUCUUCUUCGCGACGACGGCCGUGCUCGCGGCCAUCUUCUUCCGGCGCCGCGCCGAGCUGCCCCAGGCCGAGCGCGCGCAGGUCAAGUGCGUCGCCGCGGCCUGCCUGUCCGCCAUGGUGGUGCGCAUCGUCUACUCGCUCGUGGGCCGCCUCCCGGGACCCGCGCGCGGCGUCUUCAGCCCCAUCCGCGGCGACCCGACCGCCUACCUGCUCAUGACCGCGCUCGCGGAGACGGUGGUGGUCGCGGCGUGCACCGCGACCAUCCUCAGGCACGGUAGGGACUGGAGGGUGUAUUACAAGAGCGCCGCCUCGGAGGAGGUGGUGCAUGGGGCCCAGGACGGCGUGGAUUUGAGGGGCAGUAGUGGUCGUGUUUGA
Pyricularia pennisetigena is the source of this 816-nucleotide messenger RNA. RefSeq lists its product as uncharacterized. Bases 1 to 816 code for a protein of 271 amino acids. The transcript is spliced from 2 exons. Lineage: Eukaryota; Fungi; Ascomycota; Sordariomycetes; Magnaporthales; Pyriculariaceae. The record is from RefSeq and is a predicted model, not a curated record.